Messenger RNA from Dothidotthia symphoricarpi CBS 119687, 456 nucleotides. RefSeq lists its product as uncharacterized. The transcript has 2 exons. NCBI's taxonomy places the organism in Eukaryota, Fungi, Ascomycota, Dothideomycetes, Pleosporales, Dothidotthiaceae. The coding region runs from base 1 to 456 and encodes 151 amino acids. The record is from RefSeq and is a predicted model, not a curated record.
AUGCUUGGGGGCAGGAGCGAGGAACUUCAAUAUAUGAGCAAGGAUGCGCUGACUUCGAACACUAGGCUGGCUCAGGCAGUUGUACUGUGGAAGAAUGUCCAGGAAUACUGCGAGAGCAGCACGUUGAAAGUAGCUGCAGGAGAUUCCUCGCUAGACGACGAUAUGGGAUGGUUGGCAAAGCGUUAUCCAGGAAGCUUACUUCAUCAUGAUUGCCAGCCUGAAGAAAACACGUUAAUCAAUUUUGGAUCACGGCUACGUGGGAGGAAGCGUCAACAUGAUAUCGGCUCGGAACAUGAUAAAGCUUUCAUCGAUUGGCGUGUACACGCAAGGUCGGUGGAAGAGGUGAUCGCGUCGAAGAAAUUCAUAAGCAAUAUGGCUGCGAGUGCAAUACAACACGGAGGAAAUAGGAGAAAUGGUAAGAUACGGGCCUCGACCUAUCUCGACCUACCUCAGUGA